GCCUUGCAGUUCACACGUGACGGUGUUGGGAGGAGGACGUCACACUACCGCCUCUCUCACCACAAGGCUCUAUACACCCAAUUGGAUACACAUGAAGCUUAAAAUUUGCCUAAACGUGUGAUAUUUACGGCGUCGUGUAGAGCUUGAGAAGUAGCAUGAAACAACAUACUUCACAGUGAACGGUUAAAUCACCACAAAUCUACAGCGUUUGAUAGAAUUUCGACCCUGUGUGGUUGGUGGCGUUUCGGCGUGUAUUGAAUUUCACUGUGACCUGCGUUGAAGGUUAGUGCACUUGAGGUGUUGAAAUUAAUUUGGAAACAGUGAAAACGUGGCGGUGGUGUGUGUCUCUCUUUCUCCCCACCAAGAGCUCAUGAAAGAGUACCCUCGAUGUGCGACACUUACUCAGGAUCACAGUACACAGCUCACGACAGCACCUUACCUCUCUGGAGUUAACGUUAAGUUUGUGUGUUAAUCACUUAAGUGUUUGAGGAGGAGGAGGUCAGAAUAUAAAGAAAAGUUCCUUCGCCGAUGUGUUUUGAAAUGACAGCCAAAGAUGCUCCGGGAGCGUGAAACCUACAGCUCCACGGGGAAAUUGUGUGUUAUAGCUGUGAAGGUUCUCCUACAGCAGUAAAGGUGGAGCCCAGUGGACCCGCUGAGGAGAACUUGAAAAAGAUUAUCAGAAAAGCCUUGCUGGGCACACGUUUACCUGCCAGCACACCCUGUAGGAAAUUUGAGUGCGCCCGCGGGUGUGUAUUUGAGUGCAUGAGUGCUUCACCCAUCGUAGAGGAAAUAGAUAUUAGUGGUUCAGGUGUCUACAUCUCCUCCAAGAUCGUGGAGUCCAGCUUGAGAAAGUUGUUGGGGCGCGCGUCUGGCCGCACUCCGCCCUCGCGCGACCUGGCUACCAACACGGCCGACACACGCAAGGUGUGUAGAGUGUGGGGCGGGUCGGGGUCGGGGUUGUGUUGGGCCUCGUCAGCCGCCACGGUGGAGUCACGCGGCGGGAACUCCGGCGGCGUGUCGGGGGCCCUGCCGCCACAGCAGCCCCUCUCCAACAACCCCCCCCCCCCCCCCCGCCACAACACCCCCCGCCACAACCGCCACAACAACCCCACCAGCAGCAGCAGCCACAGCCUCACCAACAACAACAACCUCAACCAGCGCAGCCGCAACCAGCCAUUGCAGCUGCCGCACUCCCAGCUGCUGCGAACAACGGGCAGCCGCAGCACGGCCAGGCACAGCCACAGCCAGCACCUAACGCUGCCAACGCCCACCCACCUCAUCUUCCACAGCAACAACAACAGCAGCAACAACAGCAGCAUCAACAGCAGCAGCAGGCGGCAGCGGCAGUAGCGGUUGUAGCGGCAGCGGCAGGAGCUGCACAGCCUCACCAAGGACCUCCACCUCUUGCUGCAGCAGCGGCACACGUCGCAGCACCUGCAGCACCUCACGCCGCUGCACAGCAGCACCCAGCCGUGCCUCACCAGGCUCACACCCCCCCUGCCCACCACCCAGCACUGGUGGGUCACGCUCACUCAGUACACGGAGGAGGCGGAGGAGGUGGUGGUCACGUGUCGUCAGGAGGCGUCAGCAUGUCCGUAUCUCGGGUACCGUCGCCCCUGCCACCGGAGAAUAAUAUGCCAGUCGCCGAGAACUGGUGCUAUACUCAGGUGAAAGUGAUUAAGUUCAGUUAUAUGUGGACCAUUAAUAACUUUAGCUUCUGUCGAGAGGAGAUGGGUGAAGUACUCAAGUCCUCGACCUUCUCUGCGGGUGCCAACGACAAGCUAAAAUGGUGUUUACGUGUCAACCCCAAGGGCCUCGAUGAAGAGAGCAAGGACUACCUCUCCCUGUAUCUACUGCUGGUCUCUUCCAACAAGUCAGAAGUUCGGGCUAAGUUUAAGUUCUCCAUCCUCAAUGCCAAGAGAGAGGAAACGAAAGCCAUGGAGAGCCAACGAGCAUAUAGGUUUGUCCAAGGAAAAGACUGGGGCUUCAAGAAGUUCAUCAGAAGAGAUUUCCUCCUGGACGAAGCCAAUGGGUUGUUACCGGACGAUAAACUGACCUUGUACUGUGAGGUCUCGGUGGUUGCAGACAGCGUUAACAUCUCCGGGCAGAGCAACGCCAUCCACUUCAAGGUCCCAGACUGCCGCCUCUCCGACGAUCUUGGUAGCCUCUUCGAGUCUCAGCGGUUUUCAGACGUGACGCUUUCAGUAUCUGGCAGGGAGUUUCAGGCACACAAAGCUAUUCUUGCAGCACGGUCUCCAGUUUUUGCUGCAAUGUUCGCACACGAGAUGGAGGAACGGAAACACAAUCGCGUGGAGAUACAAGAUGUCGACCACGAAGUCUUACGGGAGAUGUUACGGUUCAUAUACACGGGAAAAGCGACUAAUUUAGAAAAAAUGGCGGACGAUCUUUUAGCUGCAGCAGAUAAAUAUGCAUUGGAGCGACUGAAAGUAAUGUGCGAAGAAGCCUUGUGUACAAACCUCAGCACGGAGAAUGCAGCAGACGUUCUCAUACUCGCCGACCUCCAUUCUGCAGAUCAACUCAAAGCGCAAGCCAUCGAGUUUAUCAAUACACAUGCCACAGAUGUUAUGGAAACUCAAGGAUGGAAAUCUAUGAUACAGUCACAUCCACAUCUUAUUGCUGAAGCUUUUAGGGCAUUGGCCACCCAGCAAAUACCACCCAUAGGGCCUCCACGCAAGAGGAUAAAAGCCAGUCCUUGAGUCUGGCCGGUCAACCUCCCAGACUCCCAAGAGCAGGCUUGGCCAUCACCCCCGGAACCCCUGGCCUCCUCACCCGGCCACACUCGCACACUUGGUCUGAAAUUUUUUUACUGUAGAUCAGCAUUUGGAAGCAGUUUACUGCUGUAGCGAGUGAGCAGUGUGUAGGGUCGUGUGUUCCAGGCCACGAGAAGACAGUGUGUGACGGUAGGGCCUGGCAGGGGGGACCAGGCCUCUCACCCCACCAGUCAACAGAGUACAAUCAGGGGACGACGAGUCCCUGCCCACUCAGGUCGGUAGGGCUGCAGUCCCUUCCUCUACUGCGCCCAGCUCCUUCUGCCCCGCGAAAAGUCCACCAAAUGAUCUCAAUGGGGCCUGACCUGCACACACGACCCCUUUAAAGCCACAGACGGUCUCCAGUGUGCAGGUACCAGACUCGGCAGUGCAUGUGUGUCUUUGUGUAGAUAUAUCUGUGAUGUAGCAAGUGACGGCCCAGAACAUUGGACUCGCGCUCAAGAGUCCCGGACCUUCCACUCAUUACUUUGCUAAUUAUUGUUGUUGUUGUUAUGUGUGGCACUCUCUCGUCUUUCAAGCUAGCAAGCCAGGCUAAUAUUUGGAAAAAAUAAUACAGGCCCUUCAGGGAGGAAGAAAAAACAAAAACUUAAAAAAAAAUUCAAUAAAAACAGGAGCCUCGUGUUUUAGUGACACCAAAGUAGCACCUGUGAGGGUGUAGUGAUGUGUGCAUUACUCCUUCUGGGUCACUGUGCUGUUGGCUAGUUGAAGCAUCCUACUCCGCUCUUAUGGAUGAUUUUAAUUCCUUAAUAUUUUUUAUCGUAUUUAACAGGAGGAACAAUAUGGAUAACUUGAAAGCAUCUUUUUCUAUGAAAAAUCAUCUGCAAUGUACAACUUUAAAUUAGAAUGAGCUUUCGUAGGUAGAUGCAGUAGACAAAAUGUACUCUUGAUUCUGAGAAAUUGUUAAGAGAAAGACAAGUACAUAGUGUACAGUUACUGUAAAGGAUACUGUCUGAUUCCACCGAUUUCAGCUCAGGCUGAUUUAUAUUUACAAUAUAUUGAAAUACAUCAUUAAGCUUCACAGGGUAUUCUCAGUCAUUAACAUGGAGCCUGUUCAAGAAGGUUAUGACAUACACCGUUCCAGGAAGUUCAGACGACUUAUUAGAAAGUGAAAUUCUCUAUGAGUGUUUAUACAUUGUGAUUGAAAAGGGAAUCUAAAGUGGAAAAGUACCAGUGAAAAUUUAAAGAUCAUUUGUAGGAAGAUUUUGUAAUUUCAUGUUUUGUUGUGAGUCAUGAGGAUGUGUGAGCUCCUAUGUUAAUAAUCUGUGAAGAGCAGGCAGUGAACAAUAUGUGCCAUGCUGUACCUUAUGAGAACAACCCACCCAGACCAGCUACAGCCUAAAACAAUGUCUGUCACUUCACAUAUUUUCUGUUUUUCGAAAGUACCUGCGUAAUUCAAUGCAUAAACUAAUACUUGGAACUUUAAACGCGAAAGUCAACUUUGAUUAAGUAAGCCACUAUACAGUAUAUAUAUUUACUGUAUACCAAUCUUAGUCACUCCGAGUUAAGAAUCCCGUUUGAUUCGUCUGCCACCCUGUCAUGUUACCCACCCACCCACAUCAUCAUCAUACAUCAACACAUUCAUAUCUUUAAACUUUAGUCAGGUGUACCUCUUACCACCAGGAGUCCAGAGCCUAGAUUCAGAGUCUUGUACACUGAAUUGUCGUCCUAACCAGAGAUGAAAGAAUGUACCUAACUAGCCAACUUGAUUAACCCAAUUGGAGGAAAAAAAAAACUACCAAAAU
This is a messenger RNA of Homarus americanus (American lobster), 4531 nucleotides long. RefSeq names its product protein roadkill-like (gene rdx). Gene Ontology annotation, cellular component: cytoplasm; nucleus. Gene Ontology annotation, biological process: regulation of proteolysis; proteasome-mediated ubiquitin-dependent protein catabolic process. The record is from RefSeq and is a predicted model, not a curated record. NCBI's taxonomy places the organism in Eukaryota, Metazoa, Arthropoda, Malacostraca, Decapoda, Nephropidae. Bases 1590 to 2717 code for a protein of 375 amino acids. Gene Ontology annotation, molecular function: ubiquitin protein ligase binding. The transcript has 10 exons.